This is a messenger RNA of Colletotrichum gloeosporioides, 1098 nucleotides long. Its product is annotated as Guanine nucleotide-binding protein alpha-2 subunit. The record is from RefSeq and is a predicted model, not a curated record. Bases 1 to 1098 code for a protein of 365 amino acids. Gene Ontology annotation, biological process: G protein-coupled receptor signaling pathway. The transcript is spliced from 5 exons. Gene Ontology annotation, molecular function: G protein-coupled receptor binding; GTP binding; GTPase activity. Gene Ontology annotation, cellular component: heterotrimeric G-protein complex. NCBI's taxonomy places the organism in Eukaryota, Fungi, Ascomycota, Sordariomycetes, Glomerellales, Glomerellaceae.
AUGUGUUUCGGGGGCCGAUCGAAGGAUGAUGGCGGCGCUGCCCGCUCGCGCGACCUGGACCGCUUGAUCCGCCAGGACGAAAAGAAAAUGUCGAAAGAAGUGAAGCUUCUGUUGCUGGGUGCCGGAGAAUCUGGAAAGUCGACCGUGCUCAAGCAGAUGAAAUUGAUCUACGCCCAAGGUUUCAGCAAAAACGAGAAGCUCGAGUGGAAGCCUGUUGUUUUCAACAAUAUCGUACAGUCCUUCCGCCUGAUCCAAGACGCCAUGACCGAGAUGCACAUCGAGUUUAGCAACCCAGAAAACGAGGCAAGCAUAACCCGAAUACGCCAAUUGCGCGCUAAACACAUGGCGCACAUCCUGGUGGAACACGAGAUCAACGCUUCAGAUCCCCUCCCGCGCGACUACCUGCAGCCCAUCAAGGAGCUCUGGACUGACGGCGGCGUCAAGCAAGCCAUCGCAAAGGGCAAUGAGUUCGCACUCCACGACAACUUGGCAUACUUCUGUGAUGACUUGGACCGCAUCUGGAGCGAUGCCUACGUACCGACGGACCAGGACUUGCUUCGCUCGAGAUUGAGGACUACGGGUAUCACGGAAACGGUUUUCGACCUCGGCCAACUGACCUACCGCAUGUUCGAUGUUGGCGGCCAGCGCUCAGAACGAAAGAAGUGGAUCCACUGCUUCGAGAACGUCAACUGUCUGCUCUUCCUCGUCGCCAUUUCUGGAUAUGACCAGUGCUUGGUCGAAGACAAGGACGGCAACCAAAUGAACGAGGCGCUCAUGUUGUGGGAGUCAAUUGCCAACUCGCACUGGUUCACCAAGUCUGCCCUGAUUCUGUUCCUCAACAAGAUGGAUCUCUUCAAGGAGAAGCUGCCCACCAACCCCAUCACAUCACACGGCUUCACCGACUACCACGGACCUGCCGACGACUGGAAGGCUGCCAGCAAGUACUUUCUGGACAAGUUCCGUGCCCUGAACCGAAACACGGAGAAGGAGAUCUACGGCCAUUUCACGAACGCGACCGACACAAAUUUGCUCAAGAUUACUAUGGGCUCAGUGCAGGACAUGAUCAUACAGCGCAACCUCAAGCAGCUGAUACUAUAA